AUGAGUAGGGAUGACGACGAGGUACAGCGUCGACGUGGACGUGCACGACCUCGUUCCCGUGCACCCACUUCGAUUGCCAGUAUGUAUUCACCUGUAGAUUGUUCUUCCAGUAGUAAUAGCAACACGAGUAGCCGCCAGACGUCGUCCAAGAUGAAAAUGGCAUCGCUUAUGGCCGUCGUAGAUGACGCGACUGAGAGCAAAAACAAGAGAGUGAAGGUUAAUGAAAAUGAAGGUUGGGAGAUUAGAAAUGUACCGAUUAGUAUUAGUCAACUUACUACAAGUAACGAACUAUUGGACGAGCAGACAACACCUACGUCGUUGUUUCAGAAUGAGAUGCCUACGAUAAUUCAGAGCUUUCGUGAAGAGAGACGACGCGAUGAUGUUUUGGCUCAUGCUACGGUCAACAAUGGAGAGAGCAAGAUUAGAACUAUUAAUGGUGAUGCAAGUCCAGCAGCAGCUAUGCGCUCUGUGUAUGACUUUUACUUCCCUUCCGGACGGACAGAAGCGCAUAGCAAAUUUUCUACUGCUGUCAAUCGAUCAUUGAAAAGGAAAAGGCGAAGUGGACGACGAGCAGGCGAAUUGGUAGCAAAGGAACUGGAUCUGCUGAGAUUUGGAGUUGACGCGGCUAAGCUCGUGCCACAGGGACUUGUCGACCGCGUGGACGUUCAUAUGAGCCGCGCGGUGCUGGUCAAAGUGGUGAACAAUCAUGUCAUUAAUUGGUGCAACCGUUCGGGCUUUGAUCCGAACUUUUUGCAGGAAAUUACGACGCUGUUAGCGGCGUACUAUCCGUGUACUUACCCGACACUGCUAGAUGAAGUGCUGGCGGGGUUCUUGCUACAAAGACCCGAGUUUGUUGACUUAUUGCUGCCUGCAAUGCUCAAGAAAAUGAGCAAGGCUGGCGAUUCCGUCUCGACAACCAAGUAUCCGGUUGUAGACGCCUUGGUGCGCAUGUGCAGCGUGAAGAUGGGACCAGACGGGAGAGGUUGCCAAGAUCUAGUGUGCAGAUCGCUGUUGCGCUGUCUGCUAGAGCACAAUGGUGAUAGGUUCGUUCUCAGUCCGUGGAUUGCAGCGUGUGCGAUCGAGUCUAGUGACAGUGUCCUACAAAACUUAUGGCGAGUACUGCUGUAUCGUACGUUGAUUGGUGAAGAAAAGGCGUUGCAAGAGGAGGAUGACAUGGACUGGCGAAUUGGAGGCCCCGCACAGCAGAUUGCGGAACUGCUUGUGGAAGAAGGUAAGCUGCGCGUGUGCCGGCUUUCGUGCGGAUUUGUGAAGCUACUCUUUGUCGAAGAUGGCCUUAAAAACCAGCUUGUGGAGUCACGGUCUUAUCUGAUCCAGGACUGCCUAGAGCGAGCGUUCAAGUAUGCUAGCACAAGCUGGAGCUCGUCGCUAAUGGCAGAUUGGCUGGAACGACGACGAAAACAACAACAACAAGACGGAGCAUGUGUUGCUGUAUCGCUUAACGAUCUGAUGGACUUCUUAGUUCGCUUUACAUCGAAGUUGAGUAUGAAAAAGCCAGAAUGGUUUGUCAAACACAUUCUGAGCUUCAUUCUGUCUCCUCAAUGUCACGCAGCAGAACAGGAGUUGGCACUGCGCGCAAUCUUGCACAACUAUAUGCCUUUUGUGCUUGGCGGAAUCGACUAUCGGUGGCUCGAACAGACGGGCGCCCGGAACGGUUUUAGUGAAUUGCCAGUUGCCACUGCUAGCGUGCUCACAGAACAUCUCGAUAGAGUUGGAAGCCAAUCUGUUCUGUGUGUGCAAAAGAAGAUAGAGCUCCUUAUUGGCCUCUUGGUUGCUGUUGAUGCUCGCACAAGUGCUCUAUUCCUCGACAUCUGGUCUGAAGCGUGGGCAGAUGAUCGGACAACACUUAGUUGGGGUUACGUUUACGCACUUCUUUGCGUGACCGUCCAAGAUGUAGCUGAGGACGGAAGUAUACUUAUCCAGAAGCUUCAGAGCUUUACGACUCAAGUUUGCCGGUCCUAUUAUCAACGCCUGAGUUGCAAUUUUGACAAAGACGAUAUGCAGGGCGAAGCUGUCAUGAAGUUUUCAAAAUCAUUAAAUCUGCUACUGCCAUCUACGCGUUCAGUUGGCGAUAUGUUGCUGCAAGAGGUUUUAGAAGCUCUCGUGCGCUUUGCAGAACAUCACUUCUUCGCAGCGUCCACACUUUUCGGCAAUGCCGUCAUACUACAUCUCGGAAGUUGUGACGACGGUGGCAUGGACAUUAGCGUGAAGCGAAACGUUGUACAAAAGUCACAUGUAGAAUAUGACCGAUUUGCCAAUUCUGCUACCUCACCCAACUCAUCAACCACGAGCGUUCACGUGCUGACGAGGCUUAUGAAAUUGGCUUCGGUGAAGAAUGAGAUUGGAGAAUUUACUCUGCGUGUACUUUCAAGCGGACGUGUGGUGCGAUUGCUAGCAAGCUUGUUGAAUGCUGGUUGUCGAAGACGGAGACAGGCGUCGCUAUUGGACGUUCUGAACGCCGUGGUCAUGAGUAACACAUCAAUGAAAUUAAACUGCGACUGGGCUCGCCAGAAUGUUGUGCAGGAGCUCGUGCAUUGCGCGUACACGGGCCCAUCCAGUUCAGCGAAAAGAGCAAUCACUGUGCUGCAAAACAUCUUCUGGCACACGUCAGACGGCAUUCAGGCCUUGUUAUGGGUAAUACUUCAGCAGUGUACGACGCUUUGCUGCGGACGCGAGCAAACUCUAAAUUGCAAGAAGUCAGUCUUUUUGUUUGACUACGAGGGAAGAGCUGACACUUUUGCAGAGCUCGUGAAGGCUAUGGUGAUCACAAUGCCCGUCCACAUUGUACGUGACGUAUUGCGUUUCAUGGAACAAAAACUCACGACGUGCUCGGUAGGAAAGACGCGGACGAAUUUGUUUUUGCUGCUGUUGCUCCGAAAGCUUGUCGUCUGUGAGCUUCAGUGUAGCGUACUCUUACCGAUUGUACAGCUCGCGGUUUGCCCGCUGGCCCCGACAGACUUGGUUCAAAUCCGCUUGAUACAGCUGCAGUUGCUAAAGGCAUUGUGCACGCGUUGGAUAGCUAUGCGUCAUCGCUCAAUGAUGACAAAGGUUGUUGAUGUAGAAGCUGAUUGGAAGCAAUGCGAGGAUCUGGUAUGCAACGAACGAUUACAAUCAGACUUACGGUCGCUGGCGAAGGUGCCACCAUCAACUUUUGUCGGCGGGUAUUUCAAGGCCGAGCGAACGACAUGUAAUCGUGCACUCGAGGUGUUGGCUCAGGGCAUUUUGGCUUUUACUCGCCAGCUCAAACAACAGAAGCUCAUAGAUGAAGGCGGGACUAGAAAGACACUAAAGAGAAGCAGAAUAACGUGA
Molecule: messenger RNA, 3327 nt
Organism: Peronospora belbahrii
Lineage: Eukaryota; Oomycota; Peronosporomycetes; Peronosporales; Peronosporaceae
Source: the annotation of a GenBank genome assembly